Molecule: messenger RNA, 560 nt
Organism: Mytilinidion resinicola
Lineage: Eukaryota; Fungi; Ascomycota; Dothideomycetes; Mytilinidiales; Mytilinidiaceae
Exons: 2
Coding region: 85-384 (99 amino acids)
Source: RefSeq, a predicted model, not a curated record
CCGGCACCCGAGCUUUCGGGACUGCUGCAAGGCUGUCGAAUGCGAGACUUCACUCGCUCGUAUUUAGUCACAUGACCACAUUCCAUGCGCGCUCCAACAUGUAUCGCAGCGUGCAUGAUGCGGUUGCCUUCUGGCUAUUCGACAUCAUUCGAAGCCAUCGAUCUCAGAGGCUGCAUCGCCGGUAGCGUAGUUUUCGAAGACUACUCACACACUUUCCAGAGACCGCACGAGGCUUUUUCGGAGAUAGCCCCCACGCUUCUCGGGGGCAUGCUAUACAUGGCUAAACCAAAUGAUCCAGGCACUAUAACGUCGCUCUCUGGCCGUCUCGAGUCGGCUAUGCAAGACUUCAGUACCCUCUUUCAAAGGAUGGCGAUACGCCCUUGACAAGAGAACACAAAGGCGUUGCUGUGUGUAAUUUGCUUGGAUAAUUUAAGGUGCCCUUUAUCACAAGAAGCAGUUACGGAUUGUUGUUGUAAGCUUCUUUGAUCUCUCAAGCCCUUCAAAUACGGAUACCACUGCUUCGUAUUGAGACAUGAGAAGCAGCAAGGCAGCCUGGACCC